CAUGGCUUUAGAUAGAGCGUUUUCAGGACAGGCGCCAUCUUGGACCGAAAACGAGGCUACUCGCUUCCUUUUGCACCGCCCGCUUCAACCGUCCCCAGAUUCUUCCCCGCCGGAGGCAAAGAGUGGAGUUUAGACGAGGGAGAAGCCGAGAAGUGGAGGGGCUGGAGAUAAAAAGGGCUUGCAUUCGUCCCAUGAUGGCUGCUGCACCCACUCUUACCUGCAGCGAUGACACAGACAGCCUCCCUUGCGCUGCACCCCUGCCCCUUCCACCCCCGACUCCCCAGGGCUUGGUCCCCGAGUCUGAGAUGGUGCUCACCCCCGAGAGAGCCUGUGUGACGAGGCCGGGGGGCGGGAUCCUUCGGCGACCCCAGCAGGGGAAAGCACGUCGUAGACAGGUUCGUUUUAGGCUGGGAUCCAAAUCCGAUGACAUUGGCCCGAUCCCCUCAGAUCCCCCGCAGCCUGGAACGGAGGUUGCCGUUCCUGCGAGGCGGGGAUCCCGGUCGGACGAUGUCCGGACGGUCAGCCUCAACCCCCCCAAGCCCAGAGUGGAGGUGGUCCACAGCAGUGCAGGAGAAUCUCCCAUCACCAUCACGCUGGCAAGAGAGCCCUCCCUGAGUCCGGCAGGGGGAGAGAAGGAGGAGGAAGGAGAAGAGGGAUCGUGUCCACCCCAAAACCUGCUGGCCGGCCCCGUUCUCCACAGCACUCUUGCCCUGGUGGCAGAAGUGCACGCUGUGCGGGAGCAGGGCUUUAAUGCCCGGCAGGCGGCUGAACAACUGGUGCAGCGCUCUUUCGUCGCUCGCUGCGCUGUGGAAGCCCGGGCUGGCGAGGGUAUGAACAUCCGUCGGGAGCAACAACUCUAUCAAGGCCUCGUCAGCCUGGAAGUGCCAGAAGUUGAAUUGCUCAGCUCAGCCGUGCAGGAGAAACUCGCCCUCGUCCGGACCCGACCUGAACCCAGGAAGGAGCUGGACUGCACAGGCCCCGACCUCCUGGCCUUCUACGACCCGGAGCAGCUGUUCACAGAGAGCCCCUUCCUGGAGGUGGAGGGUCUGCCCCCCCUGAAGCUGCAACCUCGAACUCGGGACCCAGCCACCACAUUCUUCAUGUACCGGAAGCUGCGCCAGUGGGACAGUUAAAGGGCCUUAGGGGAUGCUGGUCUGUCUGUCCCCCAAAACUGGACUCAAGACUGCUGUGUGGCGCAGGACUAUUUAUUCAAACAGGACUCCCUUUUGCACCAGAGUUCGCUUUUCAUACAUAAAGCUUAAUUGGAAGCACAA
Molecule: messenger RNA, 1274 nt
Organism: Podarcis raffonei (Aeolian wall lizard)
Lineage: Eukaryota; Metazoa; Chordata; Lepidosauria; Squamata; Lacertidae
Gene: PPP1R35
Product: protein phosphatase 1 regulatory subunit 35
Exons: 5
Coding region: 192-1133 (313 amino acids)
Biological process (GO): negative regulation of phosphatase activity
Molecular function (GO): phosphatase binding
Source: RefSeq, a predicted model, not a curated record